Molecule: messenger RNA, 2154 nt
Organism: Fonsecaea monophora
Lineage: Eukaryota; Fungi; Ascomycota; Eurotiomycetes; Chaetothyriales; Herpotrichiellaceae
Exons: 4
Coding region: 1-2154 (717 amino acids)
Biological process (GO): tRNA processing
Molecular function (GO): tRNA dihydrouridine synthase activity; flavin adenine dinucleotide binding
Source: RefSeq, a predicted model, not a curated record
AUGGCGGGAAACGACCGUCUAGGGGACACAACGCCGAGCCAAUCUUCAGAUUCGAUAGGUCGUUUAAGAGGUGUCGCGGAAAAGCACCUCAAAGAUAUCGAGGAAGAAAGACUGCAAGAGGAAAAGGACGAAGUGAAGAGGAUACAAGAGCUGGAGCACUAUUCGAAGCACAAGAAGCAGGGGAAGCAGGGAAUGCCAAAUACGCCCAGCGAGGUGUCAGUCCCCAAAAUGAGAUCAGCCCAAGAUGUCCUCAAGCGGCUCCAAUGGGAUACUGAUCUUGACAUGUCAAGAUACAUCAUUGGCUAUCUGGAACGGUUCGCCGGUAUCAAGGAACUCGCCGCGACCCAUUGGAUCUCCGAGGUCACCGAGGAAGACUGGAUUCCCCAACAUCGCAUCAAAUACUUCAAACGGAUCUCUGAGAACGGGGAGGCUGAGAUUGUCUGGGACCGCGAAAAGCGAAUCGACAAGAUCUUCGGCAGUGGCUUGAGAGAGGAUGAUGAGACGGUGGAUGUUAAUUCCGAGGAUGGCGGUAGACAUAUUUCUCCGUUUAAGGUCAUGGCAGAGACGGCGGUCGCUGGCGUAGGCCAUAUGUCGUCGCCGUCAAAGCUGACAGGCAGGGCCUUCUACGAAAGCAUCGGCAGCCCAAAAUACAUAAUGGCUCCUAUGGUCGAUCGCUCAGAGUUCGCUUGGAGACUCCUCACGCGGUCCUACCUCGAUGAAGAGCGCUCAAAGUCCUUUCUAGCGUAUACGCCUAUGCUGCACGCGAGGUUGUUCCGAGAAACAGCAAGAUUUCGAGACGAACACUUCCAGCCCACCAAAAGCAGUCUGGUUUCCAAGGAGAGAGCCUCAGCGUCGCUAUGGCUUGAUGGCAAUCCGACUUUGGACCGACCGUUGUUCGUCCAGUUUUGCGCGAAUAAGCCCGAAGAUCUCCUCGAGGCGGCACAAUAUGUGGCCCCUUACUGUGACGCGGUUGACUUGAAUUUGGGAUGUCCGCAGGGCAUUGCCAGGAAUGGGCGCUACGGAGCUUUUCUGCAAGAAGACUGGGACACAAUCUACAAGAUGAUCAACAAAUUGCAUAAUGAGCUCUCGGUUCCUGUGACGGCCAAGAUGAGGAUUCUGGACACCAAGGAGAAGACCCUGGAGUAUGCAAAGAUGAUUCUCUCCGCCGGCGCCAGCAUAUUGACAGUGCACGGGAGACGGAGAGAACAGAAAGGCCACAAUACUGGUCUCGCGGACUGGCAAAUGAUUCGAUACCUCCGGGAACAGCUACCGCCAGAGACGGUUAUCUUUGCGAACGGGAACAUUCUGAAUUCAGGCGACCUAGAAUCAUGCCUAGCUGCUACUGGGGCUGAUGGUGUCAUGAGUGCAGAAGGCAAUAUAUGUGAUCCCACAAUUUUUGCCGACCCGCCCAAAGAAUACAACCCCCGAGAGUACUGGUACGGGCCAGAUGGGAAAGGGGGAUACCGUGUGGACGCCGUGUUCCGAAGAUAUCUUGACAUCAUCCAUCGCCAUGUCUUGGGCAGAGAACCACCCGUGCGCAAGCCUCUUUAUGUCCCCGGUGAUCCUGAAGAGAUGCCUCCGAAAACCGAAGCGAUCGAUGCUGAGCUUCCACCGAGAAAAAGACAAAAACGGUUGCCCAAGCAAAGGUUUGAUCCGAGUCUGAGGCCAAUGCAAGGACACCUGUUCCAACUCCUUCGUCCCCUGGUUUCGACGCACACCAACAUCCGAGAUGCGUUGGCACAAACACGAUGCGGAGACAUGGAUAGCUUCGAGGGAGUUCUUGCCAUGGUGGAAGCGGUGGUUAAGACGGGCCUCGAUGAAUAUACAGCGUUAUCCGAGGUCGAACACAAACCUGCAGCUGAAGGCGAAGUGGAGCAGCUACACGAGAAUGACCUGACGCCCACAGAGAAAACCAGGAUGAAAUAUCGGAGGCCGUGGUGGGUCUGUCAGCCCUAUGUCCGGCCGCUACCAGACGACGCUGUCAAGAUGGGUGCCAUGCAACCGGUCAAGGGGACAUCCAAGGAGGGCUCGAGGGAAGUCGCAGGCAACGAGGACAAUGCAGGCCGGUCGAUCGAUGUCGCUGAGACACCUGAUCUGCCAGUGCACAGCACUACGAAAGAAGAACUCGCUAAGCCUACACUGGUUUUCGGCUGA